CACUCUUCUCUCUUCUCACUCCUCCUUCCCUCAUCGGAACCACCCUCCCUUUUCAGAUUGAAUCCUCUCCGAUACUUUUCCACUCAAAACCCUAAUUCCCAUGGAUACACUUCAAGCAACAUACAAAGACGAAGAAGAUGAAGACGAAGACCUUCCACUCGCCACCACAACCGCACCCACCGCCGACCAACCCGUUUCCUCCGUCGCCACCGAUAUGGAAUCAACAUACGCACCUCUCGUCACUGCCAGCACCCCUUCUGACACCCUCACCGAACCCCAAAACGACGGAAAAUCAGAGCUCGAUCCCUCCGAUGAACCUUCCUCCGAUGAAACUGCAUCAAACGGCUUGAAUUCCCCGAAACAGAGUAGAGGAAAUGCCGACGAAGAUGAAGAGGAACCGCCUCCGAAGAAGCAGAAGCAACUGUCCUCUCUCGUCAAGGAUGAAUCGGCGUCAUUGCCGGAGGAAAACAACGGGACGGGAAAUGCUGCUGCGUCAACUGCAACAACGUCGACGCCGGCGAAUGGAACUGUGAAGAAAUCGAAGAAAAAGAGCAAUAAUGUGUGGGCAACAAAAUCAACCAGGAAAGGGAAAAAGAAGAACAAAAACAACAACAAUAAUAACAACAACACCAACAACCAAACAAAUGGUGGAGAGGACAGUGUUCUGGUGACGCCGGUACCGAGGUUUCCGGAUAAAACAGACGAUACGCCGGAUAUGAAGAUAUGUUUAUCGAAGAUAUACAAAGCGGAGAAAGUAGAGUUGAGUGAGGAUAGGUUGAGUGCAGGGAGCACAAAGGGUUAUAGAAUGGUUAGGACAACGAGAGGGGUAACUGAAGGAGCUUGGUACUUUGAGAUAAAGGUUGUGAGGUUAGGGGAGACUGGACACACACGUUUGGGUUGGGCUAUGGAGAAGGGUGAUUUGCAGGCGCCUGUUGGGUAUGAUGGGAAUAGUUUUGGGUAUAGGGAUAUUGAUGGCAGUAAGAUUCAUAAGGCUUUGAGGGAAAAGUAUGGUGAUGAAGGUUAUGGAGAAGGUGAUGUUAUUGGGUUCUAUAUUAAUUUGCCGGAUGGAGAUAAGUAUGCGCCAAAAAACAAGCAGUUGGUUUGGUAUAAAGGACAAAGGUAUGCAUUGGCUCAAGAAGCUAAGGAAGAUCCACCCAACAUUGUGCCUGGAAGUGAAAUGUCUUUCUUUAAAAAUGGUGUAUGCCAAGGUGUUGCUUUCAAGGACCUCUAUGGUGGUCGUUACCAUCCCGCUGCGUCAAUGUAUACUUUGCCAAAUGAACCAAACUGCACAGUAAAGUUCAACUUUGGUCCUGACUUUGAAUGUUUUCCUGAAGAUUUCAAUGAGCGGCCUAUUCCCAAGCCAAUGAUUGAGGUUCCUCAUCAUGGUUUUGACAAUCAAAUUGAAAAUGAGAAGAAAUCAAAUGGAGAGUCAAACGAGAAGAAAUCAAAUGGAGAGUCAGACGAGAAGAAAUCCAAUGAAGAGUCAGAAGAAAAGAAAUCAAAUGAAGAAUCGGAUGAGAAGAAAUCAAAUGGAGAAUUGGAUGAGAAGAAAUCAAAUGGAGAAUCAGAUGAGAAGAAAUCAAAUGGAGAGUCAGUUGAGAAGAAAUCAAGCGGAGAGUCGGUUGAGAAGAAAUCAAGUGGAGAGUCGGUUGAGAAGAAAUCAAAUGAAGAGUCGGUUGAGAAGAAAUCAAGUGGAGAGUCGGCUGAGAAGAAAUCAAGUGGAGAGUCGGUUGAGAAGAAAUCAAAUGAAGAGUCGGUUGAGAAGAAAUCAAAUGAAGAGUCGGUUGAGAAGAAAUCAAAUGAAGAGUCGGUUGGGAAGAAAUCAAAUGAAGAGUUGGUCGAGAAGAAAUCAAAUGAAGAGUCGGCUGAGAAGAAAUCAAAUGAAGAAUAGCCCGAGCUACAAAUUUUUGGCAAGUAUAUUUGCUGCACAGAUGGAAGGGUUCAUAUUCUGCCAUAACUUAAGUUGAUAUUAGGUUGAUUCUUAAAUGACUAGGUUAGUGGUGUAAACAUUUCGAAGGUCUUAAUAUUCUUAAAAUCCAUGGAAAAUUCUUAUACUUUUCAAGGGUCUAGUCAGAUAUUUUGUCGUUUCUCUGGCACUGUCCUUUUGGAUAUUUGUAGCCAUCUAGUUACAGAUGAUGAAUCAAUUGUUUGAUAACUUUACAAAAAAAAUAUAUCGACCUAGUUCUUAUGUUAUGCCAAGAGGAAUGCAACAUUUGCACUAAUAUAUGCAUUGCCAAGUACUAACUGAAGUUAAUGUAUAAUUUCUGUAAAUAAUUGUGGAAUUUAUAAUUUAAAAAAAAACUAUAUGGAAAAUAGUAAAAAUUUAAAAACUUAUGAACCAUGUAUUAUCCAAAACAUUAUUAUAUAAUAGUUUCUUUAAUAUAGAAAUAAACAGUAUAUCCAAAUGCAUUAUUAUAUAAUGUUGGGGGUAAUAUAUAUAGUGUGUGAAUAUUGUGCAUUUUAUAUCAGGAAACAAUGGAAUUCAAUGACAUGGAGAGUUGAGACCCUCUUGACAAGACAAUGGAUGCAGUGGUUGGUGUCUCUUGGAAGCGAACGACGGAGUUUUCCUGAACGAAGACCGCUUCAUGAUUCGUUGCAGUGUUUGCUUUGUGUAGAUACUGUGAAGGAAAGGUACAACUCUCUCCUUAAAUUUGAGAAUGAAAAAGAAAAUAACUCUUAGCAAAACCAGGAUGAAGAUGACCACAGCUAAGUCCCACCAUUUUGAAUAAUCAACCUUCAUUCCAAGCAUUGUUGUGAGGAUUAUUUCUCCUUUCACUUUUGGUCCACCAGCUAUCAAUGGACCAAACUCCAUUCCAAUCAUGUCAUUCUUGAAUGCUCCCUGCAUGCAUUCCCCAGAAUCAAUAAGGUUAUGUCACACACUAACACAUUAAAAGUUGCAAUUGGCAUAAACAUGUAACUAUGUAAGUGUUUAGAAGAGUUUAUAGCUCAAUUGAUAGCUGUGCAUGUAUAUCAGAUUUUAGAGUGCGGGUUCAAACUUUUAUACAAAGUUUA
Molecule: messenger RNA, 3012 nt
Organism: Vicia villosa (hairy vetch)
Lineage: Eukaryota; Viridiplantae; Streptophyta; Magnoliopsida; Fabales; Fabaceae
Product: protein TRAUCO-like
Exons: 2
Coding region: 101-1891 (596 amino acids)
Cellular component (GO): Set1C/COMPASS complex
Molecular function (GO): transcription cis-regulatory region binding; protein binding
Source: RefSeq, a predicted model, not a curated record